AUGCGCUCGUUCUCGCUAGAAAGGUUCAAGAACAAGGUAGCGCGUCGCUCAUCUGAGCCGUCCAUCCUCCAGACUUCAAAGUCCACGGGGUCCGAUCGUCGAAACUCCAUCGCCAACCCCACCAUUGUGAUCUCCGACCCCGAUACGGCGUCCCGCGCCGCCAACUCGCGCCUACGUACUUCAUCGCUCUCGUUAGUGACUCCAAGCAAUCGUUCGCGUCUGAGAAGCGUGUCGAAGAAGCAGGCCAAAGAGCUCAUUCGCCAGGAAACGUCGCUGGUGAUUCUGAAGAAACUUGCCAACGUUUUGAGCGACUUGGGGCUCCAGCUGCCCAUACCGUUAAAGUCUUCUAGUGGCUCAGGGCAACUGAAGCUGAUCAAGUUAUAUGUUGCCAACUCCAACGACUGUAUCUACUUGGCUCCGGCCAGUUCUGCCAGUUUUACCUACGAAGACGUGGAGAACGGCGGCAACGAUAUCCCCGAGGAUUUACUACGGGGCGAUUCUAAUACAAGCACUCAAGGUGGCAGCUCUGGAAUGUUGUGGAUAGACUCGGAGGACCCGACCGAUACCAACUCCUUUGACUCCGGAAGAAUGUCCGACACCGAUAUCGAAGACCGCACGCCGGGACCUCCCGAUGACAGCACCAGGCGGCUUCGAGCCAAGAUGGAAUCAUUCCAUCUGCCGAACUACUUGUGCACGCAAAUCGACUCAGACUCUCCCAUUCCUCAUCUCUUCGCAGUCAUCGUGGACUUGAAGAAAGAGUGUCAGGUGAAGACCGUCAACAUCCUGUUUCUGUCCGGUGUUAGCACGCUAUGGCCCAUAUUGGAGCCACACAACCGCUACAAUCAAAAGGAGCGUUUCAAAAUUGGCUCACUCGAAUGGGUGGUGUCCAUGCACGAUGCUGACUACUAUAUCAGCACCACUAAUUCAAACGACACGAGACACAGAGACUUGACGCCCGAGCACUUAGCCAGACGUACAAGGAAGUACAAGUUGGCUUCUGUGCGCAAUUUGGCAGAAGGAACUGAUGCCACCAAUCAUGACGGAAACCCAGUGUUCGUCAGCCAGCAUCUUCUUAACUCUGAUUUGGAAGUCAAUACUCACUCAAGUGCACCCGAAAGUUUCCCCGCUGGAAUCUAUGUGUUUUUGUUGCCAAUCCUACUUCCACCUCACAUCCCUGCUUCUAUUAACUCCGUCAACGGUUGUUUGAACCACAGGCUAUCUGUUCUGGUGAACAAAAUCAGCGAGAAGUUAAACAGAAAAGUUGUGGUCAACGCGUUAUUCAAUUUGCACAUGGCUAGAACACCUCCUUCCUUGGCGAAUUCCAUUGCAGAUAAGCCCAUCUAUGUCAACAGGGUUUGGAAUGAUGCGCUUCAUUAUGUGAUCACAUUCCCUCGGAAGUACAUUUCUUUGGGUUCCGAGCACACUAUUAAUGUCAAGCUUGUUCCGUUAGUGAAAGAUGUCAUCAUCAAGAGAAUCAAGUUUAAUGUUUUGGAACGUAUAACCUAUGUUUCUCGUGAUCUUUCCAGAGAGUAUGACUAUGACGGCGAGGAUCCCUUUUUGGCAAGGUCUCUGAACAAUAAAAACAGAGAAAGAGUGGUUGCAAUCUGCGAAUUGAAGACAAAACAUAAGGCUUCCUCCACUGCAACUCCAGAGCCAUACAAAGAAGAAGUUAUCAAGUGUCCAGAAAACAAUAUCUUGUAUUCCUGCUAUGAAACUAACAACAACGCAGAUAAGACGGUGAUGGUCGCUUCGCCCUUGGAUAUCAAUAUUGCCUUACCUUUCCUCACCACCCGAUCUGAUAAAGGUAUUAACUUGCCCAGUCAGGAGGAACCCGGAGAUCUUGACUUGAGAAGAACUUUUACCAAUUCUUCAAGACGCAGCUCCACAAAUACCACGAAUAACGUCAGAAAGAAUUCUGCUCAGGGUCCGAUGUGUCCUUCUUCACCAGUCAUAGGCGCUCUUGAAACACAUAUUAGCCAUAUGAACGAAGAACAACUUUUGAACGGUGAACUUAGCGAAGAUGUGUUGGAACUCGAUUCUUCAUUGAUGGCUCCUGAUGAGCAUUCAGGUAUUGAGAACUUAAGCCAGGGAUACACCACCACGGCCAGGGCGCUUGCACCAGACUCUAACUUCCGUCACAUCCAGAUUUCGCACCGACUUCAGGUUUGUUUUCGUAUCUCGAAGCCAGACCCUGCUGAUAACUUCAGAAUGCACCACUAUGAGGUUGUGGUGGAUACUCCACUUAUUUUGUUGAGUGCUAAAUGCAAUGAUGAAUCCAUCCAAUUGCCACACUACGACGAGAUUGAUGUCCAGACGCCACCACCACAGUCUAGACGGGAAAUAAGUUUCAGAAUGCCUACCUACAAUAAUAGUGGAGUUUCUAUUAAACCUUUAGGUGAAUUUGGAGACGAUCAGCUCCCCUCCUUCGAAGAAGCUAUCUCCGCUUCCGCAUCUCCAAUCAUGAGAUCGAUCUCCUUGGUCGAAGAUCAAAUCAGCAGAAUGAAUUCAUUAACACCAUCGGAUCCUACACCAGCUUACGAACGCAAUCCAAAUGUUGCGGAUGAGGUCAUACCUCCAUUGAGUAUUGACGACUUGGUGAUCGACCCUAAGAAAGUCACUAACCCGAGACGCCAGUCCGCCAUCAAAUCCUCUUUGCUGAAUUCAUUUGCACCAAACGUGAAUCCUUUACAAAGAGAUAACGCUACGAUCAGCACAGCUUCUUCCUCAAAAAGUACGACAUCCUCCGGAAUUUCUACGGGAACCGCAGGAACCGGAGACAAAUCGUACUCGGAUGCCUCACCUUCUAUUCCUAGCCUGGCUUCCAUAGUCAGCGAUUUGGACUCUACCUCCAAUGCAACUUCGGCGAUGAGCACUCUGGAUAGUAGCUCCGAAGCACCUGAACUUCACACUCCUACGGUCGGACAAUCACUAGCUGACUGCAUGGCUGAAGAGCAGGAACAGGAAUCUGAUACGGAGCAGGCUCCUAGCAGAUUGGUAGAUGAUUCAGAGAGUAUUAUCACUCAGGAAUCGCAGUUUGUUCAAAAGCUUCCUUUACUUCAAAAUAUCAGCCAGGACAAUGUCCAGAAUGAAACAUGCUAUGCUAACACGACCAAUGAAAACUUGACCAAGUUACUGACAGACACCCUCAAUGAUGAGGUUCAGUCUCCAAGCACGUUUCAUGCAUACUGA
This is a messenger RNA of Sungouiella intermedia, 3189 nucleotides long. Lineage: Eukaryota; Fungi; Ascomycota; Pichiomycetes; Serinales; Metschnikowiaceae. The record is from the annotation of a GenBank genome assembly.